Labeo rohita (rohu) is the source of this 2573-nucleotide messenger RNA. RefSeq names its product transmembrane channel-like 1 (gene tmc1). Gene Ontology annotation, molecular function: mechanosensitive monoatomic ion channel activity. Gene Ontology annotation, cellular component: plasma membrane. The record is from RefSeq and is a predicted model, not a curated record. Lineage: Eukaryota; Metazoa; Chordata; Actinopteri; Cypriniformes; Cyprinidae. The transcript is spliced from 19 exons. Bases 68 to 2488 code for a protein of 806 amino acids. Gene Ontology annotation, biological process: vestibular reflex; detection of mechanical stimulus involved in sensory perception of sound.
GAAGCAUGUUAAAAAUGAGGAGGACGAUGAAAGUCCUGAAAAGACAAAACAGAAGGAUUGUCAUGACAUGCCCAUGAAGGAAAAGGAAAAGGAAGAGAAAAAGAAAAAGAAAAGAAAGAAGCCAGAGACUACGUCAGAAUCUGAGUCCAAAUCUGAGUCAGAAUCUGAAUCGGACUCUGACUCUGAAUCAAAGGACAAUCAAAUAGUGGGAGUUUUGGGGUCUCUGACCCCAGAGGAGCUGGAGAAGUUAAAAGAAGCAGUGGAGGAAAGGAAAAAGCUAAUCACCACACUGAGAGGAAAACCCUGGCCCAUGAAGAAAAAACUAGUUAUCCUUAGGGAGUCACAGGAGUUUGUGGAAAAAUACGAAGGGGCUCUGGGAAAGGGUAAAGGCAGGAAACUCUACGCCUAUAAGGUCAUGAUGAUGAAGAAAUGGAUGAAGUUUCGACGCGACCUUGAGAACUUCACGACUGCCUGUAUCCCGUGGGAGAUGAAGAUAAAGGAAAUCGAAAGUCAUUUUGGUUCAUCAGUUGCUUCUUACUUCAUAUUUCUGAGGUGGAUGUAUGGCAUCAAUAUGAUUUUAUUUGGACUGACAUUUGGGCUAGUAAUGGUUCCAGAGGCUCUUAUGGGGAAACCAUAUGGUAGUUUGCCCAGGAAGACAGUGCCCAGAGAGGAAGAGGCCAGUGCUAUGAAUUUUGCAGUUUUAUGGGAUUUUGGGGGCUAUGCUAAGUACUCUGUCCUCUUCUACGGCUACUACAAUAACCAGCGGGCCAUUGGGUGGCUCAAGUUCCGCAUGCCGCUGUCCUACUUCCUGGUGGGAGUGGGUACAGUGGCGUAUAGCUACAUGGUGGUAAUCAGGACUAUGGCCCGCAAUGCCAAUGAAGAAGGUGGCGGAGAUGACACCAGCUUUAAUUUCAGCUGGAAGACAUUUACUAGUUGGGAUUACCUCAUUGGAAAUCCUGAGACAGCAGACAACAAGUUUGCUUCCAUCACCACAAGUUUUAAGGAGGCCAUUGUGGAGGAGCAAGAGAGCAGAAAAGAUGACAACAUCCACCUGACAAGAUUCCUUAGAGUGCUGGCCAACUUCCUGGUGCUCUGCUGUCUGGCAGGGAGUGGGUACUUAAUCUACUUUGUAGUACGCAGGUCUCAGAAGUUUGCUCUGGAGGGACUGGAGAACUACGGCUGGUGGGAGAGGAAUGAGGUGAACAUGGUGAUGUCUCUGUUGGGAAUGUUUUGUCCGAUGCUGUUCGACGUGAUCAGCACUUUAGAGAACUAUCAUCCGCGCAUCGCCCUCCAGUGGCAGCUGGGGCGCAUAUUCGCCCUUUUCCUGGGGAACCUCUACACGUUCAUCAUCGCUCUAAUGGAUGCCAUACAACUAAAGAGGGCAGAAGAGGAGAUAGUGAAGAAGAAUAUGACAAUCUGGCAGGCUAACUUGUACAACGGGACUGUGCCAGACAACUCAACUGCUCCUCCGGUCACAGUGCACCCUGCUGAUGUUCCUAGAGGGCCUUGCUGGGAGACAAUGGUUGGACAGGAGUUUGUUCGUCUCAUCAUUUCUGAUACAAUGACAACUUACAUCACUCUGCUUAUUGGGGAUUUCCUCCGAGCUGUAUUGGUGCGAUUCCUAAACAACUGCUGGUGCUGGGAUCUGGAGUAUGGCUUUCCGUCCUAUUCAGAGUUUGACGUCAGUGGGAAUGUUCUGGGGCUGAUUUUCAAUCAGGGAAUGAUCUGGAUGGGGGCGUUCUACGCUCCAUGUCUUCCAGCAUUAAAUCUUCUCCGGCUUCACGUAUCCAUGUACCUGCAGUGUUGGGCGGUGAUGUGUUGUAAUGUGCCUCAGGAACGGGUCUUCAAAGCUUCCGGCUCCAAUAACUUCUACAUGGCUAUGCUGCUGGUCAUCCUCUUCCUCUCUACACUGCCAGCUAUAUACACCAUUGUCUCCAUUCCUCCCUCUUUUGACUGUGGACCUUUCAGUGGGAAAAAUCGCAUGUUUGAUGUGAUUCAGGAGACACUGGAGUCAGACUUCCCUCCCUGGUUCGGUAAAGUGUUCAGUUACGCCUCGAACCCCGGACUGGUGCUGCCCUUUCUUCUGCUCUUGGUUCUUGCGAUUUAUUAUCUGCAGUCCACUUCUAAAACAUACAAAAGGGUAAACAUGGAGCUGAAAAAGAAACUUCAAACACAAAAUGAGGAAAACAAGAAAAAGAACAAACUUGCAGCCUUAAAAGCAGCCAAUGAACUGGAGCAGGCGAAGAAAGCAGGAGAGCAACACAGCAACAGCGCCUCCGAUUUGGGAGUGAAUGAAGAAAGCAGCAGCAUUGAUGAAACAGGGGAACACAGACAAGCUGGACAGAACGGUGACUUUAUUCACCCCUCACAGAGUCAGCAUAAUCACAACUCUGAACCUCCCGUCUCCUCAAACCACACAACUACAAGACCUCCUGCAUCCCGGGGCCACACAUCAUCUGGACAUCUCCCAGGAGUGAGCACCUGUUAACAGAGACCUACCUGACAGUCAGGUGUGUCCUCAGCUGUAGAUGCCUCGCAAGUCUGAAUAGAAGGACUUAAACUCAAACCUGCAA